AUGUUUUAUUCUGCUUGGGACAAGCAAUUAGGAUCAUCUAUAUUUAUUAUAUUAUUAUUAGUAAUAUCGGCUCAAUCAGAUGUACCUAGGCCGCGCGGAGUUUCUUUAUCAAAAGCUUCUCUUUAUUCGCCGACUAAAGAUUUUACGUGUUUCGAUGGAACCAGCACUAUUCCCUUCAGUUAUGUAAAUGACGAUUAUUGCGACUGCUUCGACGGUAGCGAUGAACCUGGAACUUCAGCGUGCUUAAAUGGAGUUUUUCAUUGCACUAAUGCAGGCCAUCGACCGCAGAACAUUCCAAGCUCCCGAGUCAAUGACGGUGUAUGUGAUUGCUGUGACGGCACUGAUGAAUAUGCAAACCAAGAGGCAUGUCCAGACAUUUGUGAAGAGUUAGGCAAAGAAGCAAGAGUAAAAGCACAACAGUUGGCAGAACUUCACAAAGCUGGUAACUCUAUCCGAUUAGAACUCAUUGAAAAGGGCAACAAAAAACGUAAUGAUAUGGCAGAGCAACUUUCCCAAUUAGAGAAAGAUAAAUUUGAAGCUCAAAAAAUGAAAGAAGAGAAGGAAAGUCUUAAAAAUGAUCUUGAAGCUAAAGAAAAUGAAGCCUUACAAGUUUACAGAGAUGCAGAAGAAAAAGAAAGGCAACAAAAAGCAGAGUUAGAAAAACAACAACAAGAAAAAGAAGCAAAUGAACAGUUCAUCCGAUUUGAUUCUAAUAAUGAUGGUGUGUUAUCAGCUGAUGAAAUUAAAGUGGUCAAUGUGUUUGAUAAGAACAAGGAUGGGGAAGUCGAUGCAGAGGAACUUAAAUAUUUCAUAGGUGAAAAAGAUAGCAUUGACAAAGAGGAAUUCAUUGACAUAACAUACCCAUUGCUAAAGCCAUUGCUCAUGUUAGAACAAGGUAUGUUCCGUCCAGCUGAAAAUGAAGAAGAAGCUGAGGAAUCUGAACAUGAUGAUGAAGAAGAUCCUAAGAUAACAGAUAUGGAAGAUCUAGGAGAAGAUGAAGGCCAUGACGACAUUCCCGAAGAUGAUGAACACCAUGAAGAACAAACUGACGAUACAAAGAAAUAUGAUGAUGAUACUCAAAAACUAAUUGAUGAAGCUACAGAAGCUAGACGUCAAUUAGCCGAAGCUGAACGGGCUGUUAGAGAAAUUGAAUCAAAUAUAAGAUUAUUCCAGCAGAAUCUAGAAAAGGAUUAUGGAUUACAACAAGAAUUUGCCACCCUCGAUGGUGAGUGUAUUGAAUAUGAAGACAAAGAAUAUGUUUACAAGCUGUGUCUAUUCCAGAAAGUUACACAAAAAUCAAAGAACGGCGGCAUGGAAAUAGGACUCGGGGAUUGGGGUGAAUGGGUUGGAGAAGAUGGUAAUAAAUACUCUGUUAUGAAAUACACCAACGGAAUCGCGUGCUGGAAUGGUCCUAAUAGAUUAACAAUAGUCAAUGUGAGCUGCGGCUUGGAAACUAAAAUUACAUCAGUGACGGAACCAUUCCGUUGUGAAUAUAAAAUGAAUUUAAUCACUCCAGCAGCAUGUGACGAUUCAAAUUACACUCAACAGCAGUCAUCACACGAUGAACUGUGA
This is a messenger RNA of Danaus chrysippus (African queen), 1572 nucleotides long. The record is from the annotation of a GenBank genome assembly. Lineage: Eukaryota; Metazoa; Arthropoda; Insecta; Lepidoptera; Nymphalidae.